CAAAUACCUAGCAUAUCUGGUAAACAAACCUGUUGUAUUUGCAUACCAGUCGCGUCGUAAACACUUCGCUUCGUAUAUUUAAGUUGUCCAGUACGUAUCAGAUCUGAGAGUGAAAAACUUGUCUGGGAUUCAAUAUGAGUGACUUGAAGUACUUAUCUGGCUUCGGGUCAGAAUUCGCAUCAGAGGAUCCGAGGAGACCCGGCGCCCUCCCUGAAGGUCAAAAUAACCCUCAACGAUGCCCUUAUGGUCUGUACGCUGAACAGUUAUCCGGGACUGCGUUUACCGCGCCAAGAAAUGAAAACAAACGCUCGUGGUUAUACAGGAUACGUCCUUCAGUAAUCCACAAACCAUUCAAAAGGUUAAAUACCGCUAAAUACCUCACGCACAAUUGGGAUGAACAAGAACCAGACCCGAAUCAGUCCCGUUGGCUUCCCUUCGACAUCCCGUCUUCGGACACUCCAGUGGACUUUGUCGCUGGUCUGCAUACAGUUUGCGGGGCUGGAGAUCCUCGCUCCCGCAAUGGCAUUGCCAUUCACGUGUUCCUGUGCAACACUUCCAUGGAUAAAAGUGCUUUCUAUAGCAGCGAUGGGGACUUCCUUAUUGUGCCACAACAGGGUAAGCUGAAAAUAACUACUGAGUUUGGUAUAAUGGAAGUAGCGCCCAAUGAGAUUGCUGUGGUUCAACUUGGCAUGAGAUUUGCUGUUGCAGUCGACGGACCUACUAGGGGUUAUAUCCUGGAAGUGUUUGAUGCUCACUUCAAACUGCCGGACCUUGGUCCCAUCGGAGCGAACGGCCUCGCCAACCCAAGAGACUUUCUCACGCCUGUUGCGCACUAUAUUGAUGAAAAAAUACCAGGUUUCAAGAUAAUUAGUAAAUAUCAGGGAGCAUUGUUCGUCGCGGAGCAGGGUCACUCUCCGUUCGACGUAGUCGCGUGGCACGGCAACUACGUGCCGUACAAAUACGACCUCAACAAGUUUAUGGUCAUCAACGCUGUUCUCUAUGACCACUGUGACCCGUCGAUCUUCACGGUGCUGACGUGUCCUUCAAACAAACCCGGCGUCGCUAUUGCUGACUUCGUCAUCUUUCCGCCAAGAUGGUCCGUCCAAGAGCACACCUUCAGACCCCCAUAUUAUCACAGGAACUGCAUGAGCGAGUUCAUGGGCUUGAUUGUUGGCGCAUACGAGGCCAAGGAAGGAGGAUUCCUGCCGGGCGGCGCAUCGUUGCACUCCAUGAUGACCCCUCAUGGUCCUGACGACAAAUGCUUCAACGGAGCCUCCAACUGCGAACUCAACCCGCAGAAGAUCGCUGAAGGCACUCAAGCUUUCAUGUUCGAAUCGUCGCUAAGCCUCGCCAUCACGAAGUGGGGAGCAGAGACUUGCCAGAAACUGGACGCCAAGUAUUACGAGUGCUGGCAGAAUUUGCCCAAACUCUUUUCUGACAAGAUUAAUGUGUGAAUUUCUUGAAUAAGUUUAACUACGACCGUAAAACGGGGCUUAAACCAGUGGAGUAGCAAGAUAAACAAAGGCCGAGGUGCAAAAAAUGGGCUUUGCGGCCAAAUGACCAAUGGCGGCCUUAAAAUACUCAAUUAACCUUUUUAUUAGGCAAUGUAGUGUCUGUUUGUCCUUGUGAAUUUGGUGUUCACAACAAAAAUCACUAGCUAUUAUUCACUGGCUCACUUCUACACAGUGUCAAACGCAAGCGCUCGUCUUAAGUUCAACCGAUUGACGGUCUCGACUUGACAGAUUAACAGCGACCCCCUCUACUGGUGUACGUGAGACAAUGUAUAGUAUCUAUUAAAUAGAUACAAACACUACAGGCAACAUGCUUUGUUAGAUAUCACAGAGUGGUGAUCUGAAAAA
Molecule: messenger RNA, 1859 nt
Organism: Manduca sexta (tobacco hornworm)
Lineage: Eukaryota; Metazoa; Arthropoda; Insecta; Lepidoptera; Sphingidae
Gene: hgo
Product: homogentisate 1,2-dioxygenase
Exons: 10
Coding region: 135-1454 (439 amino acids)
Biological process (GO): L-phenylalanine catabolic process
Cellular component (GO): cytoplasm
Molecular function (GO): homogentisate 1,2-dioxygenase activity
Source: RefSeq, a predicted model, not a curated record